AUGUCAACCGAAAUCCCCUUUACAGCAAACCACACUCAACAACCCUUCAAACUCCUCGAACUACCCCCGGAACUCCUCACCCUUCUAGAAUCCGAUCUUCCUCCCACCCUCCUCCUAACCUCCUCCCCCAAACCCCCACACCACGCACACCUCCUCGUAUCUCCCUCUUCCUCUUCCGCCUGCACCUCCACCUCCACCAAAAAAACCUACCUCCUCCGCCAAAAAAAUACUUCCAAUCCGCUGAUGCUUCUCUCUCCCUCCUCUACUCAACAUUCUUCUUCCACGGAAUCCUCCACCCCCAAAACUCAACCAAGCAUCACGAGAAUAGGAAGUAUAUCCGACACCAUCGAACUCAUCGAAAAAGAAGAACUCAACAGAGAAGAAAACGAUAAAGAAAAAGAACCCGAUGUUACGAAAAAGACAAGCACGGGAAAAGUAAAUAAAUGGCAUGAGAAAUUCGCUAAGAGUAGAGGGAAUGGUACUAAUACGAAUAUGAAAGGUUGA
Molecule: messenger RNA, 504 nt
Organism: Botrytis sinoallii
Lineage: Eukaryota; Fungi; Ascomycota; Leotiomycetes; Helotiales; Sclerotiniaceae
Exons: 2
Coding region: 1-504 (167 amino acids)
Biological process (GO): mitotic sister chromatid cohesion
Cellular component (GO): Ctf18 RFC-like complex
Source: RefSeq, a predicted model, not a curated record